This is a messenger RNA of Panicum virgatum (switchgrass), 2236 nucleotides long. RefSeq names its product disease resistance protein RPM1-like. Gene Ontology annotation, biological process: defense response to other organism. The record is from RefSeq and is a predicted model, not a curated record. The transcript has a single exon. The coding region runs from base 3 to 1985 and encodes 660 amino acids. Gene Ontology annotation, molecular function: ADP binding; protein binding. Lineage: Eukaryota; Viridiplantae; Streptophyta; Magnoliopsida; Poales; Poaceae.
ACAUGAAGAAGAUAUGUACAUGGGCCAUAUGGGCCUAUAGUGUAUGGGUCUUCAUAUUCCUAACAGAUACCAUGGACUGCGUGAAUCUGGUUGAAAUGCUUCAAAGAUAUCUGAAGGACAGGAGAUAUUUAAUUGUGCUGGAUGAUGUAUGGAGUAGGGACUCCUGGUCUUUACUAGAUAGUUCAUUUGUCAAGAAUAGCAAUGGGAGCCGGAUAGUUAUCACAACUCGAAUACAAGCAGUGGCAUCCCUAGCUGAUGGAAACCGUGAAAUAAAACUUAAUUUAUUACCAAAGGAGGAAGCAUGGACCCUUUUUUGUCAUAAGGCCUUCGCAAGAUUAGAUGGCAGAAGUUGCCCCCUCAGUCUUAAGGCCUGUGCAGAAAGAAUUGUGGAUAAGUGCCAAGGCUUGCCACUGGCUCUUGUUGCUUUAGGGAGUCUUCUAUCCUACAAAGAAAUGGAUGAGCACGAGUGGGAGUUGUUCUAUAGCCAACUUAGGUGGCAGCUGAGUAAUAACCCAGAGCUGAGCUGGGUUGCUAGCGUUCUGAACCUCAGUUACAAUGAUCUCCCUAGUAACCUGAAGAACUGUUUUCUUUACUGUGGCAUGUUUCCUGAAGACUAUCAUAUAGAACGGAAACGGCUAAUCAGACUCUGGAUUGCUGAAGGAUUCAUCGAGGAUAGAGGACCUGAGAUAACUUUGUCAGACGUAGCUGCAUGUUACCUGAAGGAGCUUGCUGAUCGUUCAUUGCUUCAAGUUGUCGACAAGAAUGAAUAUGGAAGGCCAAAGAGGUUCCAGAUGCAUGACCUUGUGAGGGAGUUAUCUCUAACAAUAUCCAAGAAGGAAAAGUUUGCUACUACAUGGGACCAUCCUAACUCAGACUGCAGUUCUGACAGAUCUCGUCGACUUUCCUUGCACAAGGAUAGUAAUUUAAUGCAAACAGUAACAAAUUCAGCACAGCUCAGGUCUGUCAUCGUGUUUGUGGAGGGAGUUUCAUCAUCUUGGUUCAAGAACUGUUACCCAAGCUUUAGGUUGUUGAGGGUCUUGUCCCUUAGGCACUGCUAUAUUCAGAAAAUACCAGGCAACCUUUCUAAUUUGUUUAACUUGCAUUACCUUGACUUGGGAUACACAAAACUGAAGGAGGUACCGAGAUCUAUUGGGAAGCUUAGCAAUCUGCAAACUCUGUAUCUCAAGGGUUCUGUAAUGGAGUUGCCAAGUGCCGUGACUAUAUUAACAAAGCUUCAGCACCUAAUUAUAGAUGUUGGAAGGUUUGGAAGUUCGGCAAGUAACAAAAUAUGUCACCUGGAACACCUGCAGGUUCUGAAGAACAUAGCCAAUAGCUGCAUGGUUAGAAAUCUUGGAUGCUUGACUAGGAUGAGAAGCCUUGGCAUCAGGAAGGUGCUAGAAUCCUAUAACACAGAUCUGUGGAUCUCAGUCAGCAAGAUGUCAGCUUUGACUUCCUUGUCUGUACUCGUAGCUGAUCGCAACAGAGAUGCUCUUGAUAUGUCAGACUUGAAACCUUUACCAUACCUGGAGAAGCUUAUGUUAAGUGGCAAGCUGGACAAAGGAGCAAUUCCUCUUGUAUUUGGCCACUUCCCCAAACUGAAAAGUUUAAGGCUUUGCUUCUCUGGGCUCCGUGAAGACCCACUCUCUUUGCUCUCCGCCAUGUUUCAGAAUCUAGGUCACCUCAAUCUUUACCGCUGCUACGUUGGUACGAGAUUUGCAUUUCGUGCUGGGUGGUUCCCUAUGCUCAAGCAUCUGUACUUGAGCUCCAUGGGUGAGCUAAAGGAGGUCGAGAUUGAGGACGGCACCAUGAGAAGCUUACAUCGGCUAGAGCUGUGGGGCCUGAAAAGCUUGACGUCGGUGCCAGAGGGCCUUGUGCACCUUAAAGCACUCCAGCAGCUGUGCAUCGGCUCCAUGAUGCCUGAUGAGUUCAAAACAAGGUUAGCAGGACGCGAUCGAUGGAUUGUUGAACACAUCCCCUACAUUUGAGAUCCGUGAUCAAGAUUAAGCUAUUCUGGUGUAAGCAUCAUGUCUUGUCAAACAGUAAAACAUCAUAUGUCUUGUACCACUCAGUAAAUCAUAAUUAUAUUGAGUGCACAGUUGCAUCUGCUGAUGCAGUACACGAUUCCUGAUAGUUGUGUGAAUUUUUCUUGUUUCAUUUUAAGAAACUUCUUGCUGUAAUCUGUUGUAUCUUGUCAUUCCAAAGUGCCAGCUAAUGUACGUGCUGUUUCAUGCUUCAA